Molecule: messenger RNA, 570 nt
Organism: Endocarpon pusillum Z07020
Lineage: Eukaryota; Fungi; Ascomycota; Eurotiomycetes; Verrucariales; Verrucariaceae
Product: 60S ribosome subunit biogenesis protein NIP7
Exons: 3
Coding region: 1-570 (189 amino acids)
Biological process (GO): ribosome assembly; ribosomal large subunit biogenesis
Cellular component (GO): preribosome, large subunit precursor; nucleolus; nucleus
Molecular function (GO): RNA binding
Source: RefSeq, a predicted model, not a curated record
AUGCGUGCUCUCACGGAUGUGGAGACGCAAACGCUGUUCUCGAAGCUGGCCAAUUACACCGGCCGCUCUCUGAACCAGCUCAUAGCACCCACAACCUCGAAUGGCGAGACAGAUGAGGACCGCUAUGUCUUUCGGCUGCACGAGUCUCGGGUCUACUAUGUGCGUUUGUCACUCGCGAAUCUGGCCACGUCGAUAGCACGCGAGAAUUUGCUGUCUUUAGGGACCUGCUUGGGCAAAUUCACGAAGACCGGUAAAUUUAGGCUACAUAUCACUGCCCUCGAUGUCAUCGCCCCCCAUGCAAGAUACAAGAUUUGGGUCAAGCCGAAUGGCGAGAUGCCUUUUCUGUAUGGUGGAAACAUAGUCAAGGCGCAUGUUGGAAGGUGGAGUGAGGAUUGCCCGGAACAUCAGGGCGUUGUGGUACUGGGCAUGGAUGAUACUCCUCUGGGCUUCGGCGUCACCGCAAGAUCUACUGCAGAAGCAAGAAAGAUGGAUCCCACGGGCAUCGUUACGUUUCGUCAAGGAGAUGUCGGCGAAUAUCUCAGAGAGGAGGACACACUCUUCGUAACGUGA